Messenger RNA from Onychostoma macrolepis, 1785 nucleotides. Its product is annotated as myb-like protein I. The record is from RefSeq and is a predicted model, not a curated record. Bases 47 to 952 code for a protein of 301 amino acids. The transcript is spliced from 3 exons. NCBI's taxonomy places the organism in Eukaryota, Metazoa, Chordata, Actinopteri, Cypriniformes, Cyprinidae.
CAGACACAGAGAACGAUCACUCGUGACAAACGUGAAAGAUCUGAAUAUGGCUUCUAAAACUCAAAUAGUACUACUGCUAGUGGCUGUAAUGAUUGCAAGCUAUGGUCUUACCAACGGUGCAGCCAGCACAAACAACAGCAACAACACCAACAUCACCAGCGCAAACAACAGCAACAACACCAGCGCAAACAACGGCAGCACAAACAACAGCAGCAUAAUCAGUGGCAACAACACCAGUGGAACCAAUGGCAACAACGGCAGCUCAAACAACAGCAGCGCAACCAGCGGCAACAACACCAGCGGAACCAAUGGCAACAACGGCAGCGCAAACAACAGCAGCGCAACCAGCGGCAACAACACCAGCGGAACCAAUGGCAACAACGGCAGCUCAAACAACAGCAGCGCAAUCAGCGGCAACAACACCAGCGGAACCAAUGGCAACAACGGCAGCGCAACCAGCGGCAACAACACCAGCGGAACCAAUGGCAACAACACCAGCCGCAAACAACGGCAGCACAAACAACAGCAGCGCAACCAGCGGCAACAACACCAGCGCAAACAACAGCAGCGCAACCAGCGGCAACAACACCAGCGGAACCAAUGGCAACAACGGCAGCGCAAACAACAGCAGCGCAACCAGCGGCAACAACACCAGCGGAACCAAUGGCAACAACGGCAGCGCAAACAACAGCAGCGCAACCAGCGGCAACAACACCAGCGGAACCAAUGGCAACAACGGCAGCGCAAACAACAGCAGCGCAACCAGCGGCAACAACACCAGCGCAAACAACAGCAGCGCAACCAGCGGCAACAACACCAGCGGAACCAAUGGCAACAACACCAGCGGAACCAAUGGCAACAACGGCAGCGCAAACAACGGCAACAACGGCAGUGCAAACAACGGCAACAACGGCAGUGCAAACAACAGCGCAACCACUGGCACAACCAUUAGCACAACCAUCAGCACCAUUUAUAUUGUGUAUCUCUUUCACCUAUGGGGUUUGCGUAGCUGUCUGGACUUCUGAUCUACACAAUCACCUCUACUGCGGUUCUCAAACUCUUCCAACUGAUCUGAUCAUCAACUCUUUCAAUUUGUCAACCAGCUAAAACCUACGAGAUGCACCUGUAACAGUGCACAAGUUUCUAGCAAUUUUAUGUCAGCCAAUUUUUAUGUCAGAUUACUGAUUGUUUUGCCUAUACUUACUGAUAUGAACACUAUCGGCAAGCUCUUACAUAUAUAUGUAUGAUGGCAUGACAUUUCUUUGCUGACAUUUCUAAACAAACUUCCAUCUGCAAAACAGGUUAAGGGCAGAUGUUUAUAUAUAAUUAUUAAAAAGGAUCUGCAUGUGUCGUAUAGGGGUGGGUGUAUGAGUAAUUUUAUUUCAUGAUAGCAAUUUAUAUCACAAUAGGGAAAUAUGGUUGUUGUUAUUAUACCAGCAUUUUAGAUUCCAUUGAAUUUUCACAAUUCUUGAUACAAAUUCCGAUAUCACAGAACAAAAUAAUACUAGCCUAACUGAUAUAAGUAAAAAGUUCCCAAAGCUUAUUGAGGACAAUUAAGCAAUCAGUAGGUAAUAAAAUAAGAACAAUGAAGCUACAAACAAUAGGACGAAUCAAAAUAAAGAGUGUUUUUCAGGUAGGUCUGCCUAACAGAAGUAAGUAAUACUACAGAAACUUAAUAAACUAAUCAAAUGGAAUAUUAAAAACAAAAAACUGCAUAGUUCUCACUGUAUAAUUCAACAUACAUUGAUUCUUAUUAAAACUAUAAAAGCUAUUGAAAGAGAACUC